Vespa mandarinia (Asian giant hornet) is the source of this 1351-nucleotide messenger RNA. Its product is annotated as transcriptional adapter 1. Gene Ontology annotation, biological process: regulation of transcription by RNA polymerase II. Gene Ontology annotation, cellular component: SAGA complex. Lineage: Eukaryota; Metazoa; Arthropoda; Insecta; Hymenoptera; Vespidae. Gene Ontology annotation, molecular function: transcription coactivator activity. The record is from RefSeq and is a predicted model, not a curated record.
UAUAGAUUCGUAGCAGUCCAAUAAAAUUGUUGAGCAUUCUUCGUUUUUCUCAUAGUGGCACUAGUGGAACACAAAAGGCAUUGCCAACACACUGAUUACAUUCACAAAGUCUUUAUUGUAAUAUCAACUUCAGAACCUCUAUCGACUAGUAUACCUCAAAUAUGAAUCUGGGUAUAGUAUAUCACAGUGCGUGAUGAACGACCGCAUAAUAGAUGAUUAUUGACUUUAGAAGUAGUAUAUAUUUGAUUUUUUGUAUUUACUUUAAAAUAAUUGCAAAUAUCAUUAGAAUUAAAAGGAUUAAUUUAAUAUUUAUAUAAACAUGACUACUUCCAAAGAAUUAAGUUUAGCUAGAAAAAAUCUUGCAGCUUCAUUGGGUGAUAAUGCAAAAAUAUAUUUUGAGAAAAUGAAACUCUGGUUUCAAAUGAAGACAACAAAAGAGGAAUUCGAUUGCGAGGCACGUAACAUCAUGACAGAAGAUCAAGUUCAUUUGCAUAAUGAAUUUUUACUUUGUUUAUUCAACAAAGUCAGAGGGUUGGCUGUAGCUAUACCAAAUCGUAAAACAGACAAAGAUAAGAUUGUUAAAGAAAAAAGGCUUAGGUUAAAACGUAAAUAUAAAACUGAUAAAUCAAACUUCGAGCCAGCAGAUAUUUAUGCAGAAGUACUGAAUCAAACAUCAUCACCAGUUGGGGAUGAACCUAUAGGAGCAAAUAGAUCUAGUGCUCAAGAACUUGUGCUACCAGAUCGGACAUUUGUAUUAGCUAGACUCAUGCUUGCUGCAUGGGAAAAUAACAUGGAUGGUGCAGAAGAAAAUACUGCUCAUAUUGUUAUUGCUGCUACUCAGAUUUUUAUGAAAAAUAUACUUACUGCAAUUCUAACAAACAGAAAAGAAUUCAGUAUAAAAGAAGGAUCAUUUAUUCAUGGUAUAGGAAAUCCUGUACCUAGUUCAUGGAAACGAAAUACAGCUUAUGUAAUCCGGUCAUGCGAUUACAGUCCUACAGAAAUAAUAGAUCCUUAUGGACAAGUUCCAUCUACAAGGCAAAAUUUUGAAGAAGCUGAACAAGCAACUGCUUUUUCAUUUGCAUGCUCCUUGCAAACUACAUCUGCGUCUUUGAAACCAGUUAGUAUAGCUGAUUUACAACGCACACUAAAGAUCCAUAAAAAUCUCAUCAGUAACCAUACAAUCUAUGCUACAAAUAUGGAACGUUUGCACACUUAUGCAACACACCCAACAUGGGAAGAUUUAGAAGCUAGGAAUUUAUUAAGACAAAAAUGUAGAAUUUAAAAUAAUAAACAAUAUUUUAUUAUACAUAGUUAAAGCCUGUAUAUAAUUUAUCACAAUCUUUUAAAAAAG